Molecule: messenger RNA, 609 nt
Organism: Endocarpon pusillum Z07020
Lineage: Eukaryota; Fungi; Ascomycota; Eurotiomycetes; Verrucariales; Verrucariaceae
Exons: 1
Coding region: 1-609 (202 amino acids)
Source: RefSeq, a predicted model, not a curated record
AUGUCAUCCAGCACCGUCAUAAUCCCUGUACCGUCUUCACUCGCCCAGAUCGACGUCUCUUCGCCCAUCCCAACUUCAGCAACGAAGAUUACGAAUCCCAACGCCGCUAAUGACCAGAAGUCACGUACCACUCUCCUGACUCCCCAGACCCUCCCCUCACAAACCCGCAAAUCUCUCCUCAAUCACCUCCAAGCGACCGACUCUAUCCCCACCCUAAACGACCUCCUAACCGCCACCCUCACCCAAUCGACCACCACAAAACCUCCCGGUGCCGCAGAAUGGUCAUCCCGUGUCCACACCCUGGCACUCGAACUCCUCCGCAGUGGCGCCUGUGCUCCCGCCUUCUCAGAGCUCAUGAAUGAGGUCACUAGACGAGCACUUUCUGCACCGCCGACUGAUGCUGCUGGGCUGCAGGGGGAGCAAGGAGCAAGAGUGGGGGUCGGAACGAUCAUACUUCCCAAUGGAAGUUAUGGGGAGGAUGGGCUGCCCGAUGUUAAAAUACCGAAGGAGGUGAUAGAGAAGGGUAUUGGAUUUCUGAAAGAGAGGGUGAGGGGAGACAUUGAGAUCGUGGAUGACGAUGGCAAUGAUAAGGAAGAGGGAGAGGAGUGA